Molecule: messenger RNA, 3015 nt
Organism: Acanthisitta chloris (rifleman)
Lineage: Eukaryota; Metazoa; Chordata; Aves; Passeriformes; Acanthisittidae
Gene: EPHA1
Product: EPH receptor A1
Exons: 14
Biological process (GO): axon guidance; protein phosphorylation
Cellular component (GO): neuron projection
Molecular function (GO): ATP binding; transmembrane-ephrin receptor activity; protein binding
Source: RefSeq, a predicted model, not a curated record
CCUGCCAGCGAGGAUUCUACCGUCAUUCCCUGGAGGCUAAACGCUGCCUGAAGUGCCCCCCCAACAGCUUGUCCGAUGAGUCAGGGGCUACAUCUUGUUCCUGCAACGCAGGCUUCUACCGAGCACCUUCGGAGGGCCAGAACAUUGCCUGUACCCGUCCCCCCUCAGCUCCCCGCAAUGUCAGCUUCUCCCUUAUUGGCACACAGCUGAGUCUGUGGUGGCAGCCACCCAGUGACCAGGGUGGGCGCAAGGACCUGACUUACACAGUCUUCUGUCAGCGCUGCCAUUUCCUGUCAUGUGAACCCUGUGAGGCUGGUGUGGUGUUCUCCCCCAGUGCUUCUGGUCUCACUAAACCUGCUGUGGAUGUGGAUGGCCUAGAAGCUUACACCAACUACACAUUUGCCGUGGAAGCCCUUAACGGUGUCUCAGGAAUGGGACCUGCUCCACAGAGAACAGCUCCAGCUGUCUGGGUCUCAGUUGGACAUGCAGCUCCGGUGACAGUAUCCCAGUUUGUCCUGACACAAAGAGAUGACAGUAGUCUUUCUGUUUCAUGGCUUGCCCCAUGGCAACGCAGUCGAACCUCAGUGGAAUAUGAGGUCAUGUUCUUUGAGAAGGGAGAGGAGACCCGUUACACAGUGAAGCACCUUCUUGAGCCAAAUGUCACUCUGAGAGAUCUGCAGCCAGACACAGCCUACCUGCUUCGUGUGAGAUCCAUUACACCCCUCGGGCCUGGGCCCUACUCCCCAGAGCAGGAAUUCCGCACCCUUCCACCAGACACAGGAGCUCUGUCUGGUGGAGUCAUAGUCUCUAUUAUCUUUGGAGUUAUACUAUUUAUUGGGCUGCUUCUGGGAUUGCUCAUCUUUCGGCGAAAGAGGGCUCAUCGGAGACACGCACGGCCAGAUUACAAUACUUCAGGCUUCGAUCGAGAGAAGGUCUGGUUGAAGCCCUAUGUAGACCUUCAGCCAUAUGAUGACCCCAGCAGAGGGGUGCUGGAAUUCACUAAGGAACUGGAUGCCUCUUGUGUCACUAUGGAGAACGUGAUUGGAGAAGGGGAAUUUGGAGAGGUCUAUCGUGGGUCCCUGCGGCUCCCAGGGAAAGAACGUAUCGUGGUUGCCAUUAAGACUCUGAAGUCAACAUAUUCAGACUCGCAGUGGUGGAACUUUCUGCGUGAAGCAACAAUUAUGGGACAAUUCAAUCACCCAAACAUUGUGCGUCUGGAAGGAGUUGUCACCAAAAGGAGGCCAAUGAUGAUCAUCACUGAAUAUAUGGAGAAUGGAGCACUGGAUACUUUCCUCCGGGAGAAUGAGGAAAAAUUUAGCCCUGUGCAGCUUGUGAGCAUGCUGCAGGGAAUAGCCUCUGGCAUGACCUACCUUUCAGAACACAAUUAUGUACACCGCGAUCUGGCUGCUCGCAACAUCCUGGUAACACGCAGUCUCCAGUGCAAGGUGUCUGACUUUGGUCUCUCCCGUAUAUUGGAGAAUGAUGCAGAGGGAACCUAUGAAACCAAGGGUGGUAAGAUUCCCAUCCGAUGGACAGCCCCAGAGGCCAUUGCUCAUCGGAUUUUCACCUCAGCCAGUGAUGUCUGGAGCUUUGGAAUUGUCAUGUGGGAGGUGCUGUCAUUUGGUGACAAGCCAUACGGGCACAUGACCAACCAAGAGGUGAUGAAAAGCUUAGAGGAAGGGUACCGGCUCCCCCCACCUGUGGACUGCCCAUCUAUCCUCUAUGAACUCAUGAAGAGCUGCUGGUCGCAUGAUCGGAUGAGGAGGCCUCCUUUUAAGGAAAUCAGGGCACAGCUGCAACAUUUCAUUUCAACUCCCCAGCUCCUCCGGCCUGUUGCAGACUUUGAUCCCAGGGUAACACUCCGCCUCCCCAGCUGCAGUGGAUCUGAUGGGAUCCCCUACCGAUCCAUCCCGGAGUGGCUGGAAUCCAUUCGCAUGAAGCGCUACAUCUCCAACUUCCGCACUGCUGGCCUGGACACCAUGGAGUCCAUUCUGGAGCUCACUGCUGAGGACCUGAAACAGAUGGGAGUGUCACUUCCAGGCCACCAGAAGAGGAUCCUGUGCAGCAUCCAAGGUUUUAAGGAGUGAUGAGUUGUUGCGCUCUUAAGCUUGAAAAAUGCCCAUUCUUACCAGAUAUCACUUGGAAUCAUUCCUAUGGCAAUUGCUUCCAAAUGAGUGACUGGGACAAGCAAAGCAAAACAACCAGAACUGAAAAGCUCAUGAGGCAUCACCACCUGCUCUCAUUUCUGUUCCCCUUUGCUUUAGCUCUACAGCAGCCAUCAGUACCUUUCAGAGCACUGGUCAUAGAAACUGUUCUCAGCCCUGUCUUCUGCAGUUUAUUUUGUGCAGCUCUUAGUCCCUGUAGUCCACAUACUGGAGUUUCAGACCUUCAGUAUAUCACAUGGAAUACAAUGUGGACAGGGAGUGGUGGAUAAUAUUUUAAGAUUGGAGAUGAGGGUUCAGAUAGACUGGGACAUUCAGGGACCAGGCACAAGGAUACAGACAGGUAUAGACUGGGCACAUUCACUCCCUGGCAUACAUUCCUUCUCACUUCAGCAGCCUUCUGUCUUUCUUAUUUUACAACAGGAACAAACUAUUCAGUCUUUCACCAGGCUGCUGGUAAGGGAUACAUUUUUGAAUUCAGCUAUUCUUGCUUUGAACACCAACCUGUGGUGUACUUCUUUCUUUGGAGGAGAAACUGGAAGUAGCAGCACACCCUGCUGUAACUUGCGUGAUCAUAUCACUUCAGCAUGUUGCUGUUUUGCACAUGCACACGUCACUGAACUGCUUAAUAACUUUUCUUAUGCCAUGGACAGAAAACCCUUUAGGUACCCAUUUUUCUCUGCCCCUUUUAAAAAGAGAGAAUAGUCUUGUUUGGCUGGAUAGGGUAUUUGUAACAGAAAAAUGUGUAGGUGGUCUGUCUUAUUCCUUCUCUAUGGAGGAAAUAUUAUUUAUCAUAUCUCAAGACAGUUAUAGUCUGUAAAUAAUAUUUUGUAAAUAAACCUGUGGCAGAGCA